Molecule: messenger RNA, 555 nt
Organism: Dermatophagoides pteronyssinus (European house dust mite)
Lineage: Eukaryota; Metazoa; Arthropoda; Arachnida; Sarcoptiformes; Pyroglyphidae
Product: N-lysine methyltransferase SMYD2-B-like
Cellular component (GO): nucleus; cytoplasm
Molecular function (GO): histone deacetylase binding
Source: RefSeq, a predicted model, not a curated record
GGAAAAUGUAGUCGAUGUAAGAAAAUGUAUUAUUGUGGAAAAGAUUGUCAACAAAAAGAUUGGAUUCAACAUAAAUUUGAAUGUAAAAUUUAUAAAAAUAAUCUUGACCAACUAAAAGUGGCUGAAUAUAAAGAUGAUCUAUUUGUUCGAUUUGUAUUACGAACGUAUCUGUACUUAAUAAACAGCCCUGAAAGUUUUUACGAAAAGCGUCAAUUAUUAAACGAUGAAAAUUCAGCAAUAUGUCUUGCCAAUAUUGAUAUUGAGAAACUUGUAGAGCUUGAACAACCUCGACUGAUUCGUUUAAAACAAUUAUUCAAAGAAUUGAAUUUGCUGAAAAUAGAAUGGAAUGCCCUAAAAAUGGUUAUAUAUCAUGGUUUAUGCUACGACUAUGGUUUGGAUAUUUUCAAUUAUAAAUUACAACAUUUAGGUAUAGGCUUUUAUUUAGCCGAAUCACAAUUGAAACAUUCCGGUUCAUCAAAUGUUACUACAUUGUUCAAUGGUACUCAACUUGUAAUGCGUGCAACAAGAUCGAUCAAAUCCGGCGAACAUAUUAUC